AUGCCGCGAAAACGAACCAGAGACGAGAUGGAGGUCUCAGAAGUUGAAGAGAAGAAGCAGGAACCCUCUCUCCUCCAGAGAAUACGGAAUAUGUGGGAAUUCGCCUCCGUCAUGCAGUUCAUCUUCUUCUUUGGCAAGGUUCUGAAGAUUGACGAGGACUUUGACAUCGAGGACUUUGAGAACGAAUGUCUGAAGCCAGGUUAUUCGGACAAACUUGAAGAGAUCGGCCUCACCCUCCUCAAAUGGAUCUCGUCCCAUAGAGGUCUAAAUUACGAUAUCUGGGAUGAAUACACCCGCCGUCAGUAUCUGGCCAAGGCUCCUCAUCUGAACCCCUACGGUGAUGCCGAAGAGCCAAAGCGGUUUCGAGACUUUGACAUCUUCACAAAGAUCCGAAUUCUCCACCAGCUUACGAUAUGGACGUUUUGGAACCCCGACCGUAUGAGGGAAAAGAUGAUAGAACAUCCGCGCGAAGCUGAUCAGACCGAAUGGCGCAUUGAAGAGUUUGGCUACGACCGACAUGACCGCCAGUACUACCUCCUCGAUGAUAAUCGAUUCUAUCGACGGACUGAGCCUCCGUUGCCGCGAGCUCCAAAGGCAAAACCCAAAGCAAAUUCCAAGAAAGCCAUCGCUGCCAGAAGACGUGAGAGCAAGCGGAGAAAGUUGGAAGCCGAAGCAGCUGCAGCAGCGGAAUCCAGCGAUGUCGAAGAAGAUAAUGAGGAGAACACCGAGGCAGAAGGCGUUGAGGAGAAAAAGCCUGAGGCCUGGGAGGUCGACACCUUUGGUGGUUUCAAGUGGGAAUGCCUCUGCAUCACUCUUGGCGAUUAUCAGGAACUCUGCGAAUCGUUGAAGAAAUCGAAGGAUCCUAACGAAAAGGCUCUACGAGACCGACUGAUAGAGGAGGUUGUGCCUAUUAUUGAAGCCGCCGAGGAGAAACAACGUCGCAAGAUAGAGCGCCGUGAGAGGGAACUAAUGUUGAUGGAGAGGAUGGUCGGCGCAAAGCGAUCUAGUCGAUUGGCAGACAAGCAAGAACGAGAGAAGAAAGAGGCCGAGCAAGCCGAGGCCGAAAAGAAGAAACAAGCUGACCUGGCUGCCGCCCGCCGCGAGCAGGAGAGACAAGAGAAGAUGGAACAAGAAAGACAGUAUCGUAUGAUGACCCGAGAACAACGUAUCAAGGAUCGUGAGCUCAAGAGACUGCUCAAAGAAGAGGAACUCGCUAGAGACGAGCUCGAGCAGAAGCGUAUUGAGGAAGGCGAGGCCAGAGGGUCUGAUCGAGCCCUUAAGCAACGAAUGGAGCGGAACAAGAAGGAGCUGGAGGAUCUCGAGGCCGAAGAGGACUGGACCUUUGAUUGCUCCGGGUGCGGAAAAUACGGCAAGAACUUUGACGACGGCUCUCACAGUAUCUCGUGUGAGAGGUGCAACGUCUGGCAGCACAGCAAAUGUCUGGGCAUCUCCGAACCGGCAGCGGAAAAGAAAGACUUCCACUUCGUCUGUAAAGAUUGCAGGCGUAAGGAAGAAGAUGCAAAGAGGCCCAAGAUUUCGCUCAAGUUCCGUGUUGGCACAUCGUCCUCGCCAGUCCCACCAAGUCCAGCCCCUGCCACGUCCAAGUCGGUCGUUGAGCUUCCCACACAGUACACCCCUCGGUCGCCAGGCCAGGGGAACCUGACAAACGGUCAGCAAGGUUCACCUCCAAAUCAGAUGGCCAGUCCCUCUCCAUUUCCUCAACCCAUACAGAUGAAUGGUCUCCAUUUCCAGCAGUACUUGGGCCCUCCACAGCAAAUGUCCGGUCAGGCUCAUCAGCAGCUGGCAUCAACAAACCCCCGACAGACCAUGCGUCCUAUUCACCCUUACCCUUCCGGAAUGAGCAAUGGCACAGCUAGAAGCCCACCGCUCCAGGGUCAAGGGAACUAUUCAUUCUACAACGGUACUCAACAUACCUACCAAAAUCCUGCUGGACAAAGACCAUUGGCGCCCUCGCCUCUUCCUAAACACCCACCACAAAACUCCGGCCCCCACAUAGUGUCGAACAGCGGACGUCUCCCUUCCCCUGUGAUCAAUCGUCCUACAAUAUCACCUACUCAGGGCAAUAUGGACGUCGGCCCCGUGGCAGGCAUACCACAGAAGUCGCUCCAGUUCCCUCAACAAGCCACGAAUGGGGUCUUUAGCCCUGCCAAUGGAGCAUCCUUCCAGUUGCAGAGCACUCCCCGCCCAUCCACCCAACAUCAAUCCCAACCCGCUCAAACACCCAUUUCACGAGCUCCGACCUACGCUCUCUCGGGACUUUCGCCUAAGAAGCAACAGACUCCUGGGCCUUUUCAACCUCUCCCGGCUGGCAGUCCCCAGAACCCGAAUCCAUCUUCUUCCCCGCCCAUGUCCGAAUCCUUCAAGCCGACGAUCCCUCCAGCUGGAACUCCUGGAAUUACUGCUCCCUCUCCCGGCCAACAUCCUGGUGAAAAGCGAAUGGUCAGUGGGACGCCCGUUCUUCCGCCCAUUGAGAACCUCCGACCCAGUCCGGAGCAGUUGAGGAACAUGAGUUCUACCGAACCAGUCCCGACACCGAGUAAGCAAUCUCAGCCUCCGUCACAGUCUCACAGCCCGUCCAAAGUCUCGGGUAGUCCACCUCAAGGCAAACCUCAAACGGAGAUGCAGGCCAAGGUUGAAGGUGCUAGAGUUGUUGGUGUGGCGGAUUCGAUCAGCAACGAGAAUGGGUUGAAGACGAGGGUGGAAGGAGGUUUGCAAAUGAAUUCAAUUCAUGGAUCCCAACAGGACCAGAAGACGGACAAUGCUUCGGGUACCAGGGACGUUGAGAUGCAGGAUGUGAGAUGA
Messenger RNA from Fonsecaea nubica, 2823 nucleotides. RefSeq lists its product as hypothetical. Gene Ontology annotation, biological process: regulation of DNA-templated transcription. Gene Ontology annotation, cellular component: RSF complex. The record is from RefSeq and is a predicted model, not a curated record. The transcript is spliced from 5 exons. NCBI's taxonomy places the organism in Eukaryota, Fungi, Ascomycota, Eurotiomycetes, Chaetothyriales, Herpotrichiellaceae. Bases 1 to 2823 code for a protein of 940 amino acids.